GGGGAGGGCGUGCUGGUGAAGGAUGGAGGGGCCAGAGCAGGAGAAAUGCAAAAUGGUCCAAGCAGUCUGUUUCUAAUAAAGUGCCAGAGUCUGCAAAUGAUUGACUAAAAAAACCCAAAUCCAAUCCAAUGAAGAGAAUUCAGAGCCACCCCUUAAUGAGGUCACUCAUACCCACCUUCCUGAUCAGCUUUUUUCAUGUGCAGAUAUGCAAGAGACCGUGCCUAACCCCUCCAAACUCAUCUUCGUCCAUUUCCAUAUGGCAAUGUCUGUGAUAGAAUCUAACGUGGGCCACAUUUUGCAGAUAAACAAAUGGGAGCAUAGAGAAGCUGGAUAACCCGCUGUCUCAGUCGGCUCAGGCUGCCCUAACAAAAUGCCAUAGAUGGGGUGGCCUAAACAAGAUUUAUUUCUCACAAUUUCGGAGGCUGGAAGUCCAAGAACAAGGUGCAAGCCAAUUCGGUUCCCGGGGAGGAACCGGAUUGCUGGUUCUCUUCCUGGUUUGCACACUGAUGCCGGUCUCGUCCUCAGCCUGGUGGAGAGAGAGAGAGAGCACGUGUGCUCUGGUGUCUCUUCCUUUUGGAUUAGGGCUCCACCCUUAUGACCUCAUUUAACCUUUAUCACCUCCUCACAGGCCCUGUCUCCAAAUAUAGUCACAUUAGGGGUUAGUACAUCAACAUAUGAAUUGGGGUGGGAGAGCACACAAACUUUCAGUCCCUAACACCUGCCAGGGGUCACACAGCCAAUCACUGGGAUUUGAACAUAGGCAGUGCCCCUUUGGGGACCUAGGCCUCUAACAACCAGACUUAACUACCUCAGGAUGUGUUGUAUGUGAAUGCUGCCCGUCUGAGAGAGAAGUGCUCCUCUGGGAAGAAGUGUUCAAUGAUCCUUUACAAAUCCAUAGGACCUUGUCCCCACCUGGCCUGAUCCCACCCCAGGGUGAUCCUGGUGAUCCUUCUGGAAGAAGUUGGGCCGAGAGGGUGGCAUGGAGGUGAACCAGACCUGAAACAUAAUGCUUGAAUCUGGGGGUUCUCCUGUUUGCAGUUUACUCAGAGCAGGCCCCAGGCUCCAGUCUGGAUUCCAUCAGGAAUGGACUGCGUGACCUUGGGGGAGUCCCUCCACAUCUUCCUGCCCUGUGUUCCUGCCUCGGUGACCUCAACCCCUGUUCCCUGACCGGUGGCCGCUGGGGGCCAUUCCGUGGGCCAGGAGGUCGGUGCCCCCUCCCACCCCCCACCGCUGCAGGCGCCCGGUUCCCACCCUGGACCGCGCAGGUGGGAAAGGGGCGGCGUGCGGCGCGCCCGGCGGGCAGGGAUCGGUGGUGUCGCCCCGUUCGCCACAGGCCCCCCCGAAGCCACGCCGAGUCCUCUGCGGCCGCAGGGAGGGAGCGCGGGGGGCCGCCCGCGCACGUCGCCGACCCGCUCCGCACGCCCGCCCGCUCCGGGCCCGGCCCGGCCCCGCCCCCAUCCCCCGUGGUCCCCGCCGCCCCAGACGCCCGCCCGGCGCCCCCCGGCCCUCGGGGGGGCUGCACUCCCCCCCCGGGCGGGCCCCCAGCCGCCGCCCCUCCCGGGCGCCCUCUCCCUCCCGCUCCCCGCGCGCCCCCCUCCCGGCCGCCAGCCAACUGCGUGCCCCCGGGGCCGGCAAGAAGCCACAUGCCCCCGCAAGGAAUGCCGGGCCUGGCGGGCGGGGGGCGGCGCUGGGCAGGGCCGGGCCGGGCAGGGCAGGGAGCUCCCCGCCGGGAAGGUUGGUGAGAGGGAGAGAGCGGCCCGCGCCCUCCCCGGCCCCCCGCGCCGCCCCUGCGCCCGGCCGCGGGACCUCACACUUUCCCCGCCGGACACGCGGGCGGGAAGCUCCGCGGGGCUGCGGGGGCGGGGGGGCCGGGGCGGGGCGGCUCGGCCCGCCCGGGCAGCCCCCGCCCCCCUCCGCGCGCCCCCCGGCCCCGCCGGCUCCGAGGAGGGGGCAGGCCGUCGUGUUUCCCCGCACCCCUCCCAGCCGCCGCCGGCUUUGGGGCCCCGGUGGGGAGCAGGGGGCUGAUUAGCCGAGGAGCAGGGGUGUGGCCAGCGGGGCCCCGGGUAGUGAGUCACACACGCUGUUCGCCCAGUCCCGGGCCGCGAGCGCGGUCCCAGCCAGAGCCGCGCGCCACCCUGGCCCGAAGAGUGUCCCUGGGCUUGGCAUGAGGACCCCGGGGUGCCGAGGGAGGGGCUGAAGCCCGGCGCGGUGGUGGAGGAGGGCGGACAGAAUGACUGACAACAUGAAGGAGUGCCUGGCGCAGACCAAGGCGGCCGUGGGGGAUAUGGUGACCGUGGUGAAGACCGAGGUCUGCUCACCACUCCGAGACCAGGAGUAUGGCCAGCCCUGCUCUAGGAGACCAGACCCCUCAACCAUGGAAAUGGAGCCCAAGAAACUGAAGGGAAAGCGUGAGCUCAUCAUGCCCAAAAGCUUCCAGCAAGUGGACUUCUGGUUCUGCGAGUCCUGCCAGGAGUACUUUGUGGAUGAGUGCCCGAACCACGGUCCCCCAGUGUUUGUGUCCGACACGCCAGUGCCCGUGGGCAUCCCAGACAGGGCUGCCCUCACCAUCCCGCAGGGCAUGGAGGUGGUCAAGGAAGCCAGUGGGGAGAAUGACGUGCGAUGCAUAAAUGAGGUCAUCCCCAAGGGCCACAUCUUCGGCCCCUAUGAGGGGCAGAUCUCCACCCAGGACAAAUCAGCUGGCUGCUUCUCCUGGCUGAUUGUGGACAAGAAUAACCGCUACAAGUCCAUAGAUGGGUCAGAUGAGACUAAAGCCAACUGGAUGAGGUACGUGGUCAUCUCCCGGGAGGAGAGGGAGCAGAACCUGCUGGCGUUCCAGCACAACGAGCGCAUCUACUUCCGGGCGUGCAGGGACAUCCGGCCCGGGGAGCGGCUCCGGGUCUGGUACAGCGAGGACUACAUGAAGCGUCUACACAGCAUGUCGCAGGAAACCAUCCACCGCAAUCUGGCCAGAGGAGAGAAGAGGUUGCAGAGGGAGAAGUCUGAGCAGGCUCUGGAUAACCCAGAAGACCUGAGGGGUCCCCUUCAGCUCCCCGUGUUGAGACAGGGCAAAAGUCCGUACAAGCGUGGCUUUGACGAGGGGGACACGCACCCCCAGGCCAAGAAGAAGAAGAUUGACCUCAUUUUCAAGGAUGUGUUGGAGGCUUCACUGGAAUCCGCGAAGGUGGAAGCGCAUCAGCUGGCCUUGAGCACCUCGCUGGUCAUCAGGAAGGUCCCCAAGUACCAGGAUGAUGCCUACAGUCGGUGUGCAAUGAGCAUGUCGCAUGGCGUGCAGAAUGUCAGCCGGACCCAGGGGGAAGGGGACUGGAAGAUCCCCCAGGGGGCUUCCAAGGAGCCCAGGGGGCUUCCGUUGGAGGAUGAAGAAGAAGAGCCUUCGUCCUUCAAGGCCGACAGUCCCGCCGAGGCCUCCCUUGCGUCCGACCCUCACGAGCUUCCCACCACCUCCUUUUGCCCUAAUUGUAUUCGCCUAAAGAAGAAGGUCCGGGAACUCCAGGCCGAACUAGACAUGCUUAAGUCUGGGAAGCUUCCCGAACCUCCCGUAUUGCCAGCUCAGGUACUGGAGCUCCCAGAGUUCUCGGACCCCGCAGCCUCCGAGAGCAUGGUCUCCGGCCCCGCCAUCAUGGAGGACGACGACCAGGAGGUCGACUCUGCCGACGAGUCCGUCUCCAAUGACAUGACGACCGCCACCGACGAGCCCUCCAAGAUGUCCUCCGCCACCGGGCGCCGCAUCCGGCGCUUCAAGCAGGAAUGGCUGAAGAAGUUCUGGUUCCUGCGGUACUCCCCGACGCUCAACGAGAUGUGGUGUCACGUGUGCCGACAGUACACCGUGCAGUCCUCCCGCACGUCGGCCUUCAUCAUCGGCUCCAAGCAGUUCAAGAUCCACACCAUCAAACUGCACAGCCAGAGCAACCUGCACAAGAAGUGCUUGCAGCUGUACAAGCUCCGCAUGCACCCCGAGAAGACGGAGGAGAUGUGCCGCAACAUGACCCUGCUCUUCAACACCGCCUACCACCUGGCCCUCGAGGGCCGGCCCUACCUGGACUUCCGGCCCCUGGCCGAGCUCCUGCGCAAGUGCGAGCUCAAGGUGGUGGACCAGUACAUGAACGAGGGCGACUGCCAGAUCCUCAUUCACCACAUCGCCCGCGCGCUGCGGGAGGACCUGGUGGAGCGCAUCCGCCAGUCGCCCUGCCUCAGCAUCAUCCUGGACGGGCAGAGCGACGACCUGCUGGCCGACACGGUGGCCGUCUACGUCCAGUACACCAGCAGCGAUGGGCCCCCGGCCACCGAGUUCCUGUCCCUGCAGGAACUGGGCUUCUCCAGCACGGAGAGCUACCUGCAGGCGCUCGACCGGGCCUUUUCGGCCUUGGGCAUCCGGCUGCAGGACGAGAAGCCCACCGUCGGCCUGGGCAUCGACGGGGCCAACGUCACGGCCAGCCUGCGUGCCAGCAUGUUCAUGACGAUCCGCAAGACACUGCCCUGGUUGCUGUGCCUGCCCUUCAUGGUGCACCGGCCCCACCUGGAGGUCCUGGACGCCAUCAGCGGGAAGGAGCUCCCGUGCCUGGAGGAGCUAGAGAACAAUCUGAAGCAGCUGCUGAGCUUCUACCGGUACUCGCCGCGCCUCAUGUGCGAGCUCCGGUCCACGGCAUCGACCCUGUGCGAGGAGACGGAGUUCUUGGGGGACAUCCGCGCCGUGAGGUGGAUCAUCGGGGAGCAGAACGUCCUCAACGCCCUCAUUAAAGACUACCUGGAGGUGGUGGCCCACCUCAAGGACGUCAGCAGCCAGACCCAGCGGGCCGACGCGUCCGCCAUUGCGCUGGCCCUGCUGCAGUUCCUCAUGGACUACCAGUCCGUCAAACUCAUCUACUUCCUCCUGGACGUGAUCGCCGUGCUCUCGCGCCUGGCCUACGUCUUCCAGGGCGAGUACCUCCUGGUGUCCCAGGUGGACGACAAGAUCGAGGAGGCCAUCCAGGAGAUCAGCCGGCUGGCCGACUCCCCAGGGGAGUACCUGCAGGAGUUCGAGGAGAACUUUCGAGAGAGCUUCAACGGGAUUGCAGUGAAGAACCUCAGGGUGGCCGAGGCCAAGUUCCAGUCCGUCAGGGAGAAGAUCUGCCAGAAGACCCAGGUGAUCCUGGCUCAGAGGUUCGAUUCCCGAAGCCGGAUCUUCGUGAAGGCCUGCCAGGUGUUCGACCUGGCCGCCUGGCCCAGGAACAGCGAGGAGCUCCUGAGCUACGGCAAGGAGGACAUGGUGCAGAUAUUUGAUCACCUGGAGGCCAUCCCAACCUUCUCCCGGGAUAUCUGCCGGGAGGGGCUGGACCCCCGGGGCAGCCUGUUGAUGGAGUGGCGGGAACUGAAGGCGGAUUACUACACCAAAAAUGGCUUCAAAGACCUGAUCGGCCACAUCUGCAAGUACAAACAGCGCUUCCCGCUCUUGAACAAGAUCAUCCAGGUCCUCAAAGUCCUCCCCACGUCCACCGCGUGCUGCGAGAAAGGCCGCAAUGCCCUGCAGCGAGUUCGCAAAAACCACCGCUCCCGCCUGACCCUGGAGCAGCUCAGCGACCUGUUGACCAUUGCUGUGAACGGCCCGCCGAUCACCAACUUCGAUGCCAAGCGAGCCCUGGACAGCUGGUUUGAGGAGAAGUCGGGCAACAGUUACGCGCUCUCCGCCGAGGUCCUCAGCAGGAUGUCGGCGCUGGAACAGAAACCCGUGUUGCAGACCGUGGACCCCGGGUCUGAGUUUUACCCGGACAUCUAGGGGGCCGGCGUCCCAGAGUUCACUAAGCUGUUGAAUAUUUUUUUAAUCUAUACUCAUAAGCUUUGAUAUAUUAUAUAAAUAUAUAUUAUAUUAUAUAUAUAUAUAUAUAUAUAUAAGCCCACACUGAAAAUUUUUAAAAACCAAGGUGAUGUGUCCACCAGAAGCCACUGGGAGCUUUCACAAAGGAAUGAUGUUGGAAACGGACUCUUGUCUACAAGAUCUGGCAGCUGCAACCUCCGUGGCCAUCCUUUUCCCUCACGGAAGCACGUGCUGGGGCCACAUGCGUUCCCACCUAACAGUCAACCAACAGCCUAAGCUAAAAUGACGGGUCUUUGUCAUCACCUCUAGGUGGUUUGUUGUAUGUUUUUGCUCGGGGGUUGAGGGGUUUGGGUUUGGGUUUACGUUCUUGCCUUUCCUUUUCUCGUGUGGUCUGCGAUGGGGUUCUCAGCCCCUUCGUGGACACGCUGGUGGAGCUGAACCCCAUCUCUGAUCUGGGAUGGGGUGGGUGGUGUAUCUGGAUUGGCGUGUGUGACUCUUUCCCUCUCCCACCUGAUUUCAGCUUGAGAGGUUUGUAUGCAUUUCCUGAUGAGCGUUCCUUCACUGUCUUAGAAACUAACGUGUCGGUCAAACUGUGACACCCACCACUUCCCCACCUCUGUCGCCUCUCCCGUCCCUGGGUUAUGGAUUCCUUCCUUCCGGCCCCCUGGAUCCUAAAGAUCUUACCUGUUAUACUGAAGGCAAAAUUGCCUUACCACCGAGCUUGAAAUCCUGGGGAAGGGACAAGGUGUGUGUGUAAAGGGGGUGGGGGGGGGAUUUUUUGCAUUCCUGUUCUUACAUAGUGUGAGGUAAAAUAAUAUAAUUCCAGUCAGAUGCAGGACUGGGGGGAGGGGGGUUGGGGAAUGAAGAGCCAAGAAAUCCAGACCCUAACAGGGCAGCGAUUUUUGGCUAAAAACAAGUAAAAUGAAAGGUAUGUAUUCCAUUUACAUGAAUUAUUUAUGCUCUGUCUUUAUAAUCACAUAAUGUGUUGCUGUUCCUUUAAUAAUCAAAUGCCUGCUCUAGUUCAGUGGCAGGAGAUGUCAAUGCAAAUUGUGCCCUGGGUUAUGCGUGACUCGAAGGAGGGUCUCUAGAGCUUGAGGCCUUCUUUUGCGACAAGGCUGGUACCAAACGCUUCAGCCUGGCAGGAGGCAGUGGGCAACCAGGCGUUGCAUCUGUGCUGGUGAAUGCUUCCUUUUCUUUGAACAGGGUAGAGAUGUCCUAAAGAAAAAGGAAUAAAAAAGAGGCCAGACAGGACUCUCAAGGCAUCUGCCUACACGCACACACACCUACCCACACACACAACCACGAUAUAAGCUUUAGAAAUAGCCACUCGCCUACUCCCUGGGGCAAAUAGUGGUUUAAGCUAGAGGAGUCUGAUCAAUGCUCUUUUGUUCAUUUAACUACCAGUAUACCUCGCAAGGGAGUUUAAAAAAAAAAAAAAAAUGUGCGUGAGCUGUUAAAAACUUCUGUUCAUGUUUCCCCAUCUGAUUUAUGCAUAUUGGAUGUGCAGGGACCCUGUAUUGUGGAUGCAGGUCCGAUGUCGGGGAGGGAGGAAGAGCUGCAGUGUCCGUGGUCAGUUCUGCUGGGAGCUACCCCUCUCCCUUGGCAGAGGGUGGGCAAAGGACGGUGUGAUCUGGCCACAGGCAAGGCCCCCGUGACCCCACCCUGCCUGGCUCAGACAUAAUACUGCGGUGGCUUCCUUCCUUCUUGGUUUAUCUUGUCUCUGAGGCCUCAUGCCACUGUCGAGAACCAUAGUGGAAAUGUCAUCAACACUGAACAUGUCACUACCCCUUCCUCGUCCUGCCAGUCCCCUCACCCCCCACACAUCCCUUCCUCCUACCCCUAUGGUCUUGGUGCUAAGAUAACUUUAGAAUCAUUGCUGCUAGCCGAUAGCUUUUCAUUAUAUAAAUAUAUUAUAUAUAUAUUAUAUAUUAUUUUUGAAACUUUUUUGUUCAUUUUCAACAGUGAUGUAGCAUGUUAAAAAACAAGAAACAAACAAACAAAAAACUGGUUUUCUCCGACUGUCCCACUGCCAGGCCUCAUAUGCUGCCUUCUUCAACAAAUCAAUGCACCCCCCGCCUGGUGACAUUCACCCCCCAGCCGCCUCCCCAGUCCCACGUACUUCCCCACCCUCCUCUGAACAAGGAGAGAGCAGGAACUAGCGAGGAAGUGUCCAAAGCUCUUUCUGAGGCUUUGAGCCAAUUCCCAGCCUUGUACCGUGUCCCUACUUUAAGCUGAUGAGCCCCCCCACCAACUAAACCCCCCAACCUACCCCCCUGCUUUUCCCGUCCCGGUCAGUAAUCGUGGUCAAGUGGGAUACUGUUGCAAAGCACAAGGUUUCACCUUUCCCUCCCUGAUAUCCUCUCCACCACAUACAUAAACUAUCACGUCUGUGGGAGUUUGACCAUCGCACAGACUAAGUAAGAUGGGUUGAGGGCAGAGAUGGCUGGCAAGGGGGCCUUGGUGGGGGCCAGAAACAGUAGGUCGGGAUCCUUUCUUCUAGCCACCAGAUGCCUUACACCUUCUCCUUUCCCCUCUGCCCCCCUCCACCCACUACAUUAGAGCCAUCCCCUGGGUCACUCAUUUGAAAACCAGGAAGAGAGAAUGAUUGAUGUCUGCCUGAGCACAAGUCAGGGCUGUGGCUGUUUCAGGAGGGCCGUGGCCAAAAUGAGCUCAAAUUUUUAUCCAGGGGGAGAAAUAAAUCCUUUGGGCCUACGCCAACAUCUACCCUGUGUCUCCCGAGAGAGCAGGGAGCUGGUGAGCUGCCUCUGGGCUAGAAGCACGAGCUGCUGCUAAUAGCGUGGGACUGCAGGUGUCCGUGCGUCAGGCAGGGCGAGCUCUCCUGGGGGUCUCGAAGUUUGGCAAGGCGCUCUAAAACUCUGGGUGCUCACGACCUCUGUUGAAUCCAGCCAAGCCUGGGCUGUGUCAGGCACUCUGAAGGUCACUUUGCCUUGGGACAGGGAGUAACCAGGGAACAAUUUGGGUGACACACCACUGCAAUUUACACAGGGUCUUUUUCAAGCUGGAUGCUCCCAGGAGGCUCAGUGCUUCCAUCCUGUGAAUGCUGCAUGUGAUUUCUAUCCUAGGAGUUUCCACUCUUCUGCCUCCUUGGGAAAGACUCUUGGGCUAAUGGGACCCACAGGGCCUAGCCUAGGGAACCAGAUGCUUACCUAGCCUGUUCUCCCUUUGAUGCGCGUAAAAAGCUGUGGCCGGGCCGUCCUGGCAUCUCGAACGUGGUCACUUCAGAUGCAGUCGAGCCCUUUAGCUCAGCCACUGGCUUUGAAGGACAUGUUUGUCUCUGGGGUUGAGACUCGUCCUAGUUGGGCUGGCUGACUAGUGACUUUCUUUGGCUUGUAGAGGGGGGUGGGAAGUGAGUUCAGGUUCAUGGCCAUUUAGAUCAAGCAGAUACGUUGCCGAGCUCGGGAGCCCCAAGCCCUUGUGAUGAAAAUGGUUUGCUUCUCCUCUGUGGAGGAAAAAGACACCCAUGGCCAUCCAGUAUCUGUGAACCCUGAGGACAGCCGAGCCCUGUCUGCAACUCUUGCCAUGUAGAAUGCCCGCAUUUUGCCUGCCUGGUUGAAGGUGAGAGUCUAGGCAUCCAAAACACCUGCUUUUUCUUUUUCUUUUUUUUUCACAUCUUGUAAUGUAGGGCAGAUCCUUUACUUUCUCAUCCUCACUGGAGAAUGAGAGCAGGCUCGAGCUCCAAGGCAUCUGCACAGCCGGCUUCGGUGCUGGGUCCUGAGUCUAGGGUAUUCGGUGGUCUCGCCCCAGCCCCCGCUACAGGUUUCCACGUUGAGUUGUCUUGCUGAGCCCCCUCUCCUUGACUUGCUUAUGUCAACCCUGUCAUUUGGAGGAAGGACCUUAUAAUUAUUUAAGGUCAUGUUUAAAUAUUUUCCCUUUGUUUGGACGUGAUACCAAGACGGAGAAAAGAGGGAAAAGCGUGUUAGAUGCCAAAAAUGAUUGUGGUGACGCAGAAAUGGACUACAGGCUUGGCCCAGCCGGGCUGUGGGGCUGCUGGUCACCUGGAGCCCCGCGGGGUCCAGGAGGCAGCCUGGAAGUUGAAGUAGAACUUCUAGAUUCCUCCCCCUGCCUGCCCCCCCCCCCCCCGCCCUUCCAGGAACAGGAAUUCUGGAUCUGGAUCUGGUUUUGGCACGUCGUCUGGGUUGAUUUCCAAGUAGAAUUCGUGCUUUUUCUAGGUCCCACACCCAGUUUGUGGUGAGGGCUCCAGUUACACUGGACCUCAUGCGCCUUUGCCCCUUCAAGAGGCUGUCCUAGCCAGGCCAGCCUGGGGCAGACCACGCAGGGAGGCCAGGCCUCCUUAGGCGGGAGUGGCGUGUUUGGAGGGCAGGUGACCUUGGGACGGUCCCAUUCCAGACACCAGCCUCCUGGGGGAGGUGGUGCUGGGUCAUGGGUUCUGGUCCGGUUUCCUCCUCACAUCUUGAGGAGGGAGGAUUUUGCCCAGAGACACACGGCCCUUCUUCUGCUUGGAGGGAGACCCCUCUCUUGCUCUCUGUUCACAGGGUCCUUUAGCUGAGUGGAUGGAGCUGUGAUAUUUUAAGGAGCCUCUGAGGUGAUCCUUGUGCGUUAGCCAGAGGGAGAAAAAGUGCCCUUUGGGGAGGAAAAUGGUACGGCCCUCCUCUUCCAUCUGGCUUUCCCUCCCCCCACCCCCAUCCCCUGAAGUGGUGUUUUCUGGAAAUACCUAUGCAAUCCAGUCUCCCUAGGAGAGCGAGCGCAUGGAAGCAGGGGUAUGUGCAGUGUAUAAUACAAAUACCACAGCAUAUAUAUUGUAUAUAUGGACAGAUACAGUCCGGAUACACACAGAGUAAGAGAUUAAAUCACGUCUAUAUAUCUAUAAAUAAUAUCCUAUAUAUUUAUACAUUUCUAUGUUUUAAAUAGAUAUAAAAAUAGAGUCUAUAGAGAGCUGGGAGAGCAACGGGAAAGCCUGUCGCCGUGCCGUGCGGGGGUUGCUGCGGAAGGCAGGCAGGUGUGCGGAACGGGGCCUCCUACCCAGAGUGUAGGGGAGGAGAGUGACGGGGUCCCCGCCCUCUCCAUGCACUUUCUCUCCUUCACUGUGGGCUUGGCUGUGGCCGCAGGGCUCCCCCGCAUCCCUCCUCACCCCCUGCGGUCCGACGCUUCGGUGGUCAGGGCUGCGUGGCACUGGGACGUGGUCUCUGGGCCCCGGUGAGGGGACCGCUGCACAGUUUCCCCCAAUACCCUCCCCCCCCCUCAGCCCCCACAGGAAUGAGCAGCCCCGGCGGCAAUAGGAAAGGUGCGCAUUGGACCCAGAGGGGCCCAGGGAGGUGGCCGCCCUCCCCACCUUAGGUGCUUCUGCUGCCCCCUGGAGGCCAAGCCUCUGAAGUAAGGCCGGCCCAGCCUCCCUCACCCCUUCCUGCACUGUGUGGGCCAGGGCCCCGGAGGGAUGAGGCGGGCACGGGCAGGGUCCAUCCGCCCCGGGGCAGGGGUUACCAGAGAAGGCCGGGAGAGACAUACCCACACACUCAUAACUUCAGUGGCAACUCAAGUUCAGAAGCAGGGCUUUGGCUGAGCCCACUUCGCACAGCUGCUGCUGUGGGCUGCACUCAGGACAAUGCUCCCCUCCCCGCCGCCUCCCGCGUGGAGGUCCAGCGACCCCCGCAGCUCACCGCCACCAUAGCGGGUAGGUUUAGUUCAUGUACACUGUUCUCAUUCUGUGACUCGAGGCAGCGGCUGAGCCGGAUGCCCCAAGCUUAUCCGCUUCCACUGGGGAGGGUGCCUUCCCUGGCUUGUCCCUGCUCCUACUGCAGGCCGGGAGGGGGUGUCUGGAGGCCUGGCGGGGAGGGGGGCACCACUGACUGGUGCGGCCGGUAGCAGGACGGAGGGCUUGUGCGGCCCUGACUGAAUCAGGAGCCCGUGUAGCUUCCAGGUUUCUCUCUACCGUUUCUUGGCUCUGGAGGUAGGAGAGGAGGGGCUGAUGGGGCGGCAGGUGACAGGAGACAGCCCGCGUUGGCUGCAUCCUCUGCGCCCCGCACCGGCCCGGGCCUUUCAGCUCUCCAAAGGCACUUACCUCUGUCCCCGAGCCUCCUGUGACCCUCUGACCCCAUGUCCUCCUCUUCCCUGCCAUCUACCAACGUACCUCAGUCUCCAGCAGACCCACCCCUACACCUGUCGUCUGGGGCAGGUCUGUUCUGCCAAUGCCCACCUCUUCUCCCCUCCACAUCUGCCUGGGUCUCCUUGAGCCACAGCUGGCUGCCAGCCGGGCCUCGGAACACCCUCCAGUGCCUCCAGAGAGACCAGGCCAGCCCGAGCCUUCCUGCGCGGAGGUGGGUCAGACCCGUGGCCAGGGGGUGGGCGUCUCCGGGGAGCAAUCCACGAUGCACUGUACCUCAGAGAGAGAGCAUACCCUGGGGCCUCACGGGCACCGGGCCCUCCGUCCAGGGGAGGACAGCCGGUUACAAUACUGCUCACAAGAAGACAAGGGCCGGGCUGCCCUCGGGCGCCCCUCCGUCUUCACUUUGGUCUCUGGGGAAGAGCCAGCAGUCUGAUCUGCUCUUUUUCGGGCCCUCUCUCCUUCUCUCCACCCCCACGCUGCUGAACCGGUUCAUUUCAAUCACAAAGGAAAAAUAAAGUGGGGGUGGGGGGGAAAUACUUAGGAGUCUAUUAUCACACACAUAUUAAUAUGUUAAUACUUUCUUUCUUAAAAAAAAAAAAAACCUCUCGAUGUUAUUAUUUUGCAGACUACGCUUUAUAGUACCUGUGUGGCGGGGCCUAGAACACUGGAUACAAAUAGAGCUAUGUUGGUUUAUCAUAAUAUGUACGCAGAAACUUUCCUUUUGUCAUAUUAUCCUUGUAAUGUAAGAAGAUUGUUAAUAAAAGCAUUUAAAUUGACUCACCAAGGUCAAAUCUCUGCCUCUUUGCCUCCAUCCCAGGCCUGGGCUCUGGACAAUUCAG
Molecule: messenger RNA, 12730 nt
Organism: Mirounga angustirostris (Northern elephant seal)
Lineage: Eukaryota; Metazoa; Chordata; Mammalia; Carnivora; Phocidae
Gene: PRDM11
Product: PR/SET domain 11
Exons: 8
Coding region: 2231-5770 (1179 amino acids)
Biological process (GO): regulation of transcription by RNA polymerase II
Cellular component (GO): nucleus
Molecular function (GO): protein binding; RNA polymerase II cis-regulatory region sequence-specific DNA binding; DNA-binding transcription factor activity, RNA polymerase II-specific
Source: RefSeq, a predicted model, not a curated record